GAAUCACCUACAUUUUUGGUGUAUGAGUUUCUUGUAGGAAGUUUGACUUGACUGUAUUUACAAUGGGUCAGUGAAUGCUCCAAAUCUUCCUCUCGCGAGAAAUCUCUACGUUGAACAUCAUGUAGCCUACGUGGCUUCACAGCUGAGGCCUGGCAGGGUUUGUUUACAGAGAGGUGGAUGUACUGUUUGUAGAUUGAAAACCUGAACGUGGAGUACAUGCUGUGUAUUCUUUAAGUUUAGCUGUUCUCGAAAAAGCAUUUUAUUGACCGGCGACACAGCAGCAGCAGCGGGAGCGGGGCUGUGACGUUUACUUCCUGCUGCAGCUGCUGUAAACAAGCUUUCUGCCGACUCUCCGGUCUGCUGGACUGAUAUGGCGGAGAGCGGCUCGUCGGUUGAAUUUUCCGGCUCUCUGACGAGCUCGAAUCUUCCGCCGCCGAGGACCCGUAUCUUCAAAAUCAUCGUGAUCGGAGACUCGGGUGUCGGGAAAACCUGCCUCACGUACCGCUUCUGUGCCGGCAAGUUCCCCGAGAAGACCGAGGCCACGAUCGGGGUGGACUUCAGGGAGAGGCUGGUGGAGAUUGACGGAGAGAAAAUCAAGAUCCAGCUAUGGGACACUGCGGGCCAGGAGCGCUUCAGGAAGUCCAUGGUGCAGCACUACUACCGCAACGUGCACGCCGUGGUCUUCGUUUACGAUGUCACCAACGGCACCAGCUUCCGCAGCCUGCCGGCCUGGAUAGAGGAGUGUAAGCAGCACGCUCUGGGCUCUGAGGUACCCAGGAUUCUUGUGGGGAACAAGUGUGACCUCCAAGACUCGGUCCAGGUGGGUACAGACGUGGCGCAGCAGUUUGCAGACACCCACUCCAUGCCCCUGUUCGAGACGUCCGCGAAAAACCCAAACAGCCAGGGAGACAGAGGAAACAGUGACCAUGUGGAGGCUAUUUUUCUGACGGUGGCACACAAGCUCAAGUCUCAGAAGCCCCUGGUACUGAGCCAGCCCCCUGUGGGGUCAGGGGGCACCAUCAACCUGAGCAAGGGGGGGACAGAAGGGGGAGAGGGAGCGAGGAGCUGGGGUUGCAGCGGCGGAUGCUGAGGGAGAACUUCAGGGCUGCACUACACCAUGAAGCUUGCAUCGAGUCGAGGUCUAUAAAGGGAGAAUGGAUGCUGCACAAUCAGAACACACACACACACACACACCUCAUAUAGAAGAGGAUCAUUUAUUCGCAUGCCUGUGAGUUAUUUUAUACAUGCUUUUCAGUGUUUACAGUUUGAUUGUUUUGGAGUCGUGUUCAUUGGAGUGAUUUUAUUUUGUAGGGAUGUGAAGUGUGUAAUUAGAUUUCAAAAUGAAAUCAAUGUCAUGCUUAUGAGUAACAGAAAGUGCAAUGAACACUAAGUUAGAAAAUGCAACACUUGCCCAAUUCCACAUGAUGGAAAUAAAACAUGUCCAGUAUUCUAUCCGAAUACUGACUUCUCUCUACAUUCCAAUAAUCUUCUGUUUGCAUAUUUAUGGAUAGUCAAAGCACGAUCUCAACCCUCUGUUGAUUACUACGCUGGUGUAUUAUAAGAUUCUAUACGUUAAGGUGAGCAAGGUUUGAAUGACAGGUGUUCCUAAACAUCGGUGUGAUUGGGCCAUUUCGUUAUUGAGAGAGCUGUAACUGGCUACUGCUAGCCCUGGUGGCUACAGUGUUAGCUCCAUAGCUAGUCAUGGGCUGCGUCUCACUUCGGUUAUUUCUCAUUUCCUCGCUCCUCGGUCUCAGUAUCACCGGAAGUUGAUUUGUCUGCACCAUCUUGAGUAGCGUCCCAGUGGCCUUUGUCACAGAUGAUACAUAUGUUUAUGUCGGUAAAUGUGUGUUAGCGAAAAUAACGGGGACGAUCAGCUGUGCGGCGUCAUCACAAACGGACGUCGCUUCACGUGACGCUCCGGAGGAAAGGACGUCCCAUUGCUCUUAAAACUCAUUUCCUUGCGUCUCUCCAUGCUUCCCUGGUGAGAGGGACUAAACGCAGGGAAACGACGAAAGUGAGGGACGCAAUGAUUUCAUUUAACCGAAGUGAGAUGCAGCCUUGGUCAUUGUAACAGUUAAGGUGAAUCCUUAAAAUCCUAUCUGUAUAACAGGGAGGAGGAAGUGUCACCACAAAUUGUCUGAAAGAGUCACGAAAAGGGAAGCUGUUAAGAUCAUGGAAAUGAAAUGAAGAGAAUGUGAUGAUUUGCCUGUUCCCUCUUGUUUAUGAAUGCUUUGAAAGAGAGUGGUGCAGGAAUGACUCCAAAAACCUGGAAAUGAGUUAGCAGUUCCAGUUGCCUCAUCCCAAAGAUAACGAUUUUUUAACGUGUUUGUUGGCAGAAGCCUGAAAUGAGGUCUGUGGUUAACACAAGCUUAAGAGAUAUUCACAUUUGUUCGUUUUUUAGGCCUAGCAUUAGCUUUUUACUUAUACUUAAAAAUAUGAGAUAAUCCUGUUGAACAAAACGUGUUAUAAAAGUGUGUUUGCCAAAUAUCUGAUUUUCUAAAAUAUUCCAAAAUCCAAUCGAAUAAUCCCAUUGCUUUUUGCGAAGGAGCCCUUGCUUACUUCCAGGUGGGCCUAUACAAAUACAUAAUCACUGCAGCACUGUUUAGCUAGAUUAUCAAACAAGACUAAAGUACUGUGUAGGCUAGUGAAUCAAACACAUACCUCUUACAGUGUAAAAGAAGCCUACACCCACUAUGGCUCCCGUAUGCUAGCUUGUGAUAAACUAUUCAGCUUUGUAUGAUAAACGCGGACACCAUUGAAUCCUUCACAAGCCAAGAUGCACCACAAGUUGGGCUCCAUGUCAUGAUUGUUUGGAUGUAUGUUGUGGCCCCAGCUGGUCCUGUGGCCCCUCUUCUGAUCACGCAGUCACAUGACCUCUCAGGACUCUCAACGACCCUCUCUGCGGUGGAGGACAUCACGUGGGUCUUUUUCUUAGCUUCGGGUGUUGCUUCUGUUCUUCAAGUGACCUUUGUUUUAUGAAUGCUAUCAUUUCAUUUGCCUUCUCUUCACUUCAGCCAUCAACAACAAAUACUGUAUUUCUCAUUGGAGUGACAGAAUGCUAUGUGCACACUGUGAGUAAUGAAUUAAUCUAUCCAGGACAGGUAGUUGCAAUGGUGUUAACGUGUGUAACCCUGCAAUAAACUACCCUGGACAUUUCAAAA
Gymnodraco acuticeps is the source of this 3161-nucleotide messenger RNA. It is a transcript of the gene rab33ba, whose product is annotated as RAB33B, member RAS oncogene family a. The transcript is spliced from 2 exons. Gene Ontology annotation, biological process: Rab protein signal transduction. Gene Ontology annotation, cellular component: endosome; Golgi apparatus. The coding region runs from base 371 to 1090 and encodes 239 amino acids. NCBI's taxonomy places the organism in Eukaryota, Metazoa, Chordata, Actinopteri, Perciformes, Bathydraconidae. The record is from RefSeq and is a predicted model, not a curated record. Gene Ontology annotation, molecular function: GTP binding; GTPase activity.